Messenger RNA from Zootoca vivipara (common lizard), 3633 nucleotides. NCBI's taxonomy places the organism in Eukaryota, Metazoa, Chordata, Lepidosauria, Squamata, Lacertidae. The record is from RefSeq and is a predicted model, not a curated record.
AUGGCAGGGGGAGACCCCCAAGCCAGGGAGGGGGCGCGUUUCCAGGAGGUCUGCGGCUCUGCUCUUCCUUUGCAUCCAGGCGCUGCUUCCUCGCUUGGCCCCACACUUGGGGCAGGAUCUCACCGGUCAUGGGGGAUUAUGAUGGGCUCACUCACCCUUCCCCUUAUGCCUCACUUCCCUGGGUCCUAAAUGCCAUUGGAACUGAGAAGAUUGAUACAACGAUGCGAUGCGACUUCUUAUGAAUUUCUAAAGUUUAAUAAUAUGUAGCUGUUUCAAAGUAUGGAUCCAAGGGUAUGUGGCAGAAUAGUAAUGCGGAACCUCCAUCUCCCUUGCGGCUAGUCUGGAUAAGAUUUGGGCUCCUUGGGGCAGAGUCCUUGGCACAGAUAGAGGAGGUGGGAGGGGGCAACCCCUUGAGCGCUGGCGCAGAAGCGGGGAAACUGCAGGAAAGGAGGGGGAGGGGUGCCCUCGGCUUGCCAAUGGUUAAAAGCUGCAGAGCUGCAUUCCUAGAGAGGACAGGAAGUGGAGGCUGAGAGUGGGCAAGGUCCUCCAAGUCCAAAUUCCCUCCCUCCCACAUCCCUUCCUGCAGGCUGAGAGGAGGCUGCUUUCUUCUCUCUCCUUUGCAAAACUUCCUAGGUGCCCCUCCUGGAAUCCGGACCCUGCAGCUUGUUUUGGCUCCUUGACUCCUCAGGAAGGAUGAAAGAGCCUGAUCCUGCAAAGCUAGCGAGGGCGGAAGGGGGAAGAUGGACGGUUGACCUGGUCAGGUUGUCUCCUGCAUCCCUCCUCUCAACCUCUGAGCGCUCCCUCCCAGGGACCUCCAAGAGAUCUGAUGGUGAUGAAUUGGAAGGGAAGAAAAAGGGGGACCACAACAGAAUCCACAUAGUGGAGAAGUCAAAAAAAUAUUCAGAGUAUGCAGACAACACCCAUCAGAGCUCCCAGUCCACCUCCCAUCAAAGAAAGAGCUUCGUUCAGAGGGAUAGCCUCACAUCACACAAAAGAACAAAAAGUAGGGAGAAACCAUAUCAGUGCAGAGAAUGUGGAAAGAGCUUCAGUCAAAAGGGCAGUCUCACUUACCAUCAAAGAAUUCAUACAGGGGAGAAACCCUAUCAGUGCUUGGAGUGUGGGAGGAGCUUCAGUCAGAGCUCCAACCUCACUUCCCAUCAAAGAACUCAUACAGGGGAGAAACCCUAUCAGUGUAUGGAAUGUGGAAAGCGCUUCAGUCACAGUAAUACUCUCACUUUGCAUCACAGAAUUCAUACAGGGGAGAAACCCUAUCUGUGCUUGGAAUGUGGAAAGAGCUUCAGUUGGAGAACCCAGCUUACUUCCCAUCAAAUAACUCAUACAGGGGAGAAACCCUAUCAGUGCUUGGAGUGUGGGAAGAGCUUCAGUCAGAGCUCCAACCUCACUUCCCAUCAAAGAACUCAUACAGGGGAGAAACCCUAUCAGUGUAUGGAAUGUGGAAAGAGCUUCAGUCAGAGCUCCAAACUCACUUCCCAUCAAAGAGUUCAUACAGGGACGAAACCCUAUCAGUGCUUGGAAUGUGGAAAGAGCUUCAGUCAGAAGGGCAAUCUCAUUUCCCAUCAAAGAACUCAUACAGGUCGUAAACCCUAUCAGUGCUUGGAAUGUGGAAAGAGCUUCAGUCACAGUAAUACUCUCACUUUGCAUCACAGAAUUCAUACAGGGGAGAAACCCUAUCUGUGCUUGGAAUGUGGAAAGAGCUUCAGUUGGAGAACCCAGCUUACUUCCCAUCAAAGAACUCAUACAGGGGAGAAACCCUAUCAGUGCUUGGAGUGUGGGAAGAGCUUCAGUCAGAGCUCCAACCUCACUUCCCAUCAAAGAACUCAUACAGGAGAGAAACCCUAUCAGUGUAUGGAAUGUGGAAAGAGCUUCAGUCAGAGCUCCAAACUCACUUCCCAUCAAAGAGUUCAUACAGGGACACAACCCUAUCAGUGCUUGGAAUGUGGGAAGAGCUUCACUCACAGUAAUGCUCUCACUUUGCAUCACAGAAUUCAUACAGAUCAGAAACCCUAUCAGUGCUUAGAAUGCGGAAAGAGCUUCAGUCAGAGCUCCAAACUCACUUCCCAUCAAAGAGUUCAUACAGGGACGAAACCCUAUCAGUGCUUGGAAUGUGGGAAGAGCUUCACUCACAGUAAUGCUCUCACUUUGCAUCACAGAAUUCAUACAGGGGAGAAACCCUAUCAGUGCUUGGAAUGUGGAAAGAGCUUCUGUCAGAAGGGCAAUCUGAUUUCCCAUCAAAGAACUCAUACAGGUCAGAAACCCUACCAGUGCUUGGAAUGUGGAAAGAGCUUCAGUCACAGUAAUGCUCUCACUUUGCAUCACAGAAUUCAUACAGGUCAGAAACCCUAUCAGUGCUUCGAAUGUGGAAAGAGCUUCAUUAAUAGCUCCCAUCUCACUUCCCAUCAAAGAGUUCAUACAGGGGUGAAACCCUAUCAGUGCUUCGAAUGUGGAAAGAGCUUCAGUCACAGUAGUGCUCUCACUUUGCAUCACAGAAUUCAUACAGGUCAGAAACCCUAUCAGUGCUUGGAAUGUGGAAAGAGCUUCAUUAAUAGCUCCAAACUCACUUCCCAUCAAAGAGUUCAUACAGGGGUGAAACCCUAUCAGUGCUUGGAAUGUGGGAAGAGCUUCACUCACAGUAAUGCUCUCACUUUGCAUCACAGAAUUCAUACAGGGGAGAAACCCUAUCAGUGCUUAGAAUGUGGAAAGAGCUUCAGUCAGAAGGGCAAUCUCACUUCCCAUCAAAGAAUUCAUACAGGGGAGAAACCCUAUCAGAAUACAGAAUACUCACAGAAUACAGAGGGGAAACCCAAAAAGAAACACAAUAAAACAAAAAAUACUAAACAACACUUAUAAAACACAGUUCUAUAGAAAAAAGAAAGGCGGGAAAGAAUAAAAUACCCUUUAUCACAUUUGUAUCAUAUAUAUCAUAUACUUCAUCAACCCAUAGAAAGGCAGGCUCCCUCAGCUCUCCCCUGGGUGCCCCCCUCUUCUCCCCUUCUCCCACCCUGAGAGAUCCUUCCCUGUGUUCCUUGCAGGUCCCUCCCACCUCCAACUGACCUCUUCCAGUGUGUGUUCUUCUUAAUUCAACAAGGAAUCUUGAUAUAAAACAUACAGAAAGUACAGUGGUCCCUCGACUUACGAACCACUUGACAUCCGAAGGUUUCGACUUAACGAACGGGAAAAGUGUCCGCACGCUUUCUAAUUUUCCGACAUCCGAACGGAAACCAUUGGCGGUUUUAGAUGCGGUUUCCUCAACUUACGAAUUUUUCUGAAUUCCGCCCCCCCCAUGCAUUCCUAUGGGAAACUCCUUUUUUUGACUUACGAACUUUUCUUUUUUUCUUUUUCUUUUUUAAAAAAACACCUUUAUUUCAAAGAUUUAAACAAAUCUUCAUCGAUACAAACAAAAUAUACGGUACUAAACAAACAAAGCCGAAAUCGUACAUACCAAAAUCAUGUCUCAAAACAUAUUUCAACUCCGCUAAUAAACGAUACUUCCAACCCUUUCCAUUAUAUCUGGUUCCUUUUAUUCUUGUUUCUCACAGGUUUGUUUAUGUUGACUUAAUUCUUUUAUUCUUUUCCUUAUUUCCUCUUUUUUAUUUUAUUUUGUUUAUUUUGUAC